AUGGAUCAUUCCGGUCAAUAUAUGGCCGGCGUCAAUGGCUCUGGUCGAGCAAUUGACUUUGUAGUGUCAAUUCUUGUUUCACUUUAUUCACUAGCUUCUUCUGUUCUAAUAUUUAAUGAGACAUAUUUCUCUGAUUGGGAUGAACAGAUUCAGUUUCACCUUGGUGUUCUGGAUCUUGACUUAGCACUACGAAUGGAUAAACCAACUACUAUUAUUGAAACAAGCAGUUCGGAGCAGCAAGAUUUGUCUAAGUCAUGGGAAAGAUCGAACAUAUUAAGCAUUAUGUUUAUGCGAAUGUGUAUUGCAAAUAACAUUAAAUCAAUGCUUCCUCAACUUAAAAAUGCAAAGGAAUAUAAAAAUGCAAAGAAAUAUCUUAAGGCUAUGGAAGAUAGGUUUUGUUCAGCAGACAAAUCCCUUGUAGGGAGAUUAAUGGCUAAACUUACCACCAUGAAGUUUGAUGGUAGUAGAGGAAUGAAUGAACAUGUCCUUGAAAUGACUAAUCUAGCUGCUAGAUUGAACUCACUGGGAAUGAAUGUGGACAGUUAUGUUCUUUUGGAUCCUUCUUCAUUUCUGCUUUAUCCUGAUGGGCGAUACCGCGAAGCAUCUUAG
Molecule: messenger RNA, 609 nt
Organism: Malania oleifera
Lineage: Eukaryota; Viridiplantae; Streptophyta; Magnoliopsida; Santalales; Ximeniaceae
Exons: 3
Coding region: 1-609 (202 amino acids)
Source: RefSeq, a predicted model, not a curated record